Messenger RNA from Venustampulla echinocandica, 1455 nucleotides. Its product is annotated as Alpha-galactosidase. Bases 1 to 1455 code for a protein of 484 amino acids. Lineage: Eukaryota; Fungi; Ascomycota; Leotiomycetes; Helotiales; Pleuroascaceae. Gene Ontology annotation, biological process: carbohydrate metabolic process. The record is from RefSeq and is a predicted model, not a curated record. Gene Ontology annotation, molecular function: hydrolase activity, hydrolyzing O-glycosyl compounds. The transcript has a single exon.
AUGAUUAAAAAUGGGUUACUGGCCGCCGGGUAUAACCGUAUCAACCUGGACGACUGCUGGAGCACGAUGGAGCGAGCGGCCAACGGGUCGAUGGUUUGGGAUGCAGAAAAAUUCCCACAUGGCCUUCCUUGGUUGACAAAGACUCUAAAGGGUCUUGGAUUUAUCCCAGGAAUCUAUACUGAUGCCGGAACAAAGAGUUGCGGCGGUUACCCAGGCGCCUUCGGCUAUGAAGAGCUAGAUGCGAAGACUUUUGCCUCUUGGGGAUUUGAGUAUCUCAAAUUGGAUGGUUGCAAUAUGCCAACAGGCACUGAAGCAGAGUACAAAAAGGUCUACGGCCACUGGCACGAUAUCCUCAGCAAAAUGAAAUCGCCCAUGGUCUUUUCUGAGUCAGCGCCAGCAUAUUUUGCUGAGGCCAGCAAUCUCACGGAUUGGUACAGCGUCAUGGGUUGGGUUCCCGAAUAUGGGCAGUUAGCACGGCACUCUCGAGACACACUGGUCUUCAACUCGACAAGCUACUGGCCCGAUAUCACGGGAUGGGAUAGCAUCAUGUUCAAUUACGGCCAGGAAGUGCGAUUGGCGAGAUACCAAAAGCCUGGUUAUUACAAUGACCCCGACUUCCUGAAUGUCGAUCACUUUGAUUACAAUCUGGAGGAAAAGAAAUCUCAUUUCGCUAUCUGGUCGGCCCUCUCUGCACCUCUGAUCAUUAGUGCUUCGAUGCUGAACUUGAAGGCCGAGGAGUUGAAAUACCUCACGAACAAGGAUAUCAUCGCUGUGAAUCAAGAUCCUCUUACCCUUCAGUCUACUCUUGUCAGCCAAGAUGGGAAGUGGGAUGUAUUGACAAAGAAUCUUGCUAAUGGAGAUCGACUAGUCACGAUCUUCAAUCGUGGCGACGAGACGGAUAGCCUAAGCGUGUCAUUUGAGAGGCUAGGUGUUGGCUCUGCUAGGAAUGCAGUGGUUAAAGAUCUCUGGACCGGUGACAAGAAGACUGUUUCAGAUGAAGUCACGGCGGCCCAUGUCCCUUCCCAUGGCACUGCUAUCUUCCGGCUUUCACUUCCUCGCAACGUGGGUAGUCCCAUUCCAACAGGCAUGGUUUUCAACACAUUUUCGCUCACAACCUUGACUUACACCCGGGACGGCUUACGCUUCGCUAAUGCCACCGCGGCCGAUGGACAAGUAUGGCAAACGAUGGAUGAUUCCACCAUUAGACCCCUUUCUAGCCCGCAUAGUUGUCUCACGGAAUGGGGCCAUAACGGGGGGGUCCAGAUCGCACUAUGCAACAGAGGGCUUAUCGGCCAGCAAUGGGAUUACUUGUACUCCGGAAACAUCAAGAACCAGCGCUCAGAUAAAUGCCUCACCGAGUCGGAGCAUGAGCAUGUCACAACCUCGAAGUGUCUGUAUGAAGACAACACCCAGGUAUUCGGCUUGCCAAGUGGAAUUAAGGUUAUCGGCCAUUGA